Cynara cardunculus var. scolymus (artichoke) is the source of this 3481-nucleotide messenger RNA. RefSeq lists its product as uncharacterized. The coding region runs from base 726 to 3248 and encodes 840 amino acids. The record is from RefSeq and is a predicted model, not a curated record. The transcript has 7 exons. Gene Ontology annotation, cellular component: nuclear pore. Lineage: Eukaryota; Viridiplantae; Streptophyta; Magnoliopsida; Asterales; Asteraceae.
GACAGAUUUUUAAACAAUUUCAUUGUUGAUGAAACAUAAAUGAAAAUCUCUAAGAUUCCAUUCCAACAACAAAUCCUUGGUCUUUUUCAUUCCCAUCUCUUCUAAACAAGCAUCUCUUCCAACCCAUAUUUGCUUUCGGAUUUUCAUGUAAGUUCUGAUAACCCUUUCAAUUCUCUUGCUACUCCAUCUGUUUCUGUGUUAUUUUUAUGCACUUUUACUUGUAUUUGUGAUGGGUUUAUGGUGGUGUGGUUAGGGCUUCUUCUUCUUCAUUUCUCUCUUCAUAUUCAUCAUAACAAGCUCAACUCACGAUACCAUAUAUGUAAUCUAAUUAAUCCCUUUUCUUUUGGGUGGUAAUUUAUUUUCUGUGAAUGGAAAGUGAAUGUAUGCAACAAUUGACUCUUUCAUUUUAGAUAGUCUCCAUAUGUAUGAUGUACAAUCAGUUUCUUGCUUGCUUACAUAUUCUACAGCACCUUCUAUUCUUCUGCUUUUCAAGUAAAGAAAGAAGAAGAUGAUGUUCCUCUUGACUUCUCUCAUCUCAAACCAUAGUUUAGUUUUCAACUUAUUUCCUAUUCAGGGAAAUUUAUGAACUGGGAAUUUUGCAAUUCCGAUCCUUUGGGAUUCAUGUCAUGUUCCCUUUUUAUUACUUAUGUGCUCUAUGUUAAAGGUGAUGGUGAUUUCAUAGCAUUUUUCAGGGAACCCAUCUGAUACAACGCCACCACACAAAAAUGGUACAGGGAAUGAAGACAAAAAACAGGAAAAGCCCAUCUGUUCAACUCGAUUAUGAAAUCACUAUCAUAGACAUUAAACCAUGGCCUCCAUCUCAGUCCUUGAGAUCACUUCGUUCUGCUUUGAUUCAGUGGGAACAUGGUGAAAAGAAUUCGGGAACUACUAAGGCAGUUGCCCCAUUACUUGUUUCUGGUUCUGAUAUCGGUGAUGGUAAAAUUGAAUUCGACGAGUCUUUUAGGCUCCAUGUGAAAUUGUUGAGAGAAAUGCCCAUCAGGGGUGGGGACAGCGACACUUUUCUAAAGAAUUGUAUAGAGUUCAAUAUGUAUGAACCACGAAGGGAUAAAACUGCAAAAGGACAGUUGUUGGCCACUGCAGUUGUAGACUUUGCAGAGUACGGUCUUGUUAAACAUGGUUUGAUCAUUAGUGUACCUAUGAACUGCAAGAGGACUUUUAGUAAUACCGCUCAACCCAUGCUCUUCCUAAAGAUUCAAACGGUUGAGAAGAAUAAUCGUGCGAGAUCUUUAUCUGGGGAUAGCUUGGUCAGAGAAGGAUCAGUGGACAGAAACUGUUCAGAAGAAUAUGCUGAAGAAGCUGAAAUUGCCUCCAUUACUGAUGAUGAUGUUUCCUCACAGUCUUCCAUGGCUGCAACAUCUUUGACUUCAAGUAAUACAAUUGAAGUCACAGGUAAUACUCAGGAAAUGAUGUCGUCCCAAGGACUUGAACAAGUCAAAGUUUCUAAAGUGGAUGAAAACAUCGCUUCUUUGAAGGUGAUGGAAUCCCAAGUCAAUGUUGUGGAUGAUCAAAAAUCUUGUAUGCCAUUGUCAAAUAACGAUGAAAGUCAAAAUGGUCAAGAAAACCAAAUCAUGGGAGAUCUUGAGUCUAACAUUUCAAGUGCUGAUAGAUUUAUAAAGGGGAAGCCUGCCCGUUCUCCAUUAGAUUCAGGCUAUGGCAAUGGAUCUUGGAGGAGUAGCAAGUUUGGGGAAAAGAUCAAAGAUGGUUUUCACACACAGAAUGAAAGAAAAGAUGUUAGCAAGGUACAACGAUUAGAACAGAGAGUACAAAGUCUUGAAGGUGAGCUUAGAGAAGCUGCUGCCAUUGAAGUUGGUCUUUACUCGAUAGUUGCAGAGCAUGGGAGUUCUGUUAAUAAAGUUCAUGCCCCAGCUCGGCGUCUUUCUAGGCUGUACCUGCAUGCAUGCAAAGAGAAUUCCCAAUCUAGGAGAGCAAGUUCAGCAAGAAGUAUUGUUUCAGGAUUGAUUUUGGUUGCGAAAGCUUGUGGAAAUGAUGUUCCAAGGUUGACUUUCUGGUUGUCAAAUUCUGUCGUACUGAGAGCAAUUAUAGGCAAUACUUUCGAACAAGAGCAUUCAGCAACUUUUUCUGAACAAUUAAGCAAAAAGAACGCGGUGAAGUGGAAGAAAGAGUCUUUCUUGAAGGAGAAUAGGACUGGGAUGCGUUCGAAUGAAUGGGAGAGCCCUUGUAACUUCACUUCUGCCUUGGAAAAAGUAGAAUCUUGGAUCUUUUCACGAAUCGUCGAGUCAGUCUGGUGGCAGACUCUGACCCCAUAUAUGCAAUCUGCUGCUGCAAAGGCUAUUGUUAGAAUUGUGGAUUCUGGGUCUGGUAAAAAGACAUCGAGCUCACAUGAUCAAGAGCAAGCAAACUUCUCCAUGGAGCUUUGGAAGACUGCUUUCAUGGAUGCUUGUGAAAGGAUUUGUCCCGUUCGAGCUGGAGGACAUGAUUGCGGUUGCUUGCCUGUGCUUUCUAGAUUGGUAAUGGAACAGUGUAUGGCUAGAUUAGAUGUGGCUAUGUUUAAUGCUAUCCUUCGUGAAUCUGCUGAUGAGGUUCCAACUGAUCCUGUAUCUGACCCAAUCAGUGAUGCCAGAGUCCUUCCUAUUUCAUCAGGGAAGGCAAGCUUUGGGGAUGGUGCACAGCUGAAAAAUGCGACAGGAAACUGGUCCAGGUGGCUUACUGAUCUAUUUGGUAUCGAUGAUGAUUCUUUUGAAGAUGGUGAUUAUGAUGCAUCAUUCAAAUCUUUUCACCUCUUGAAUGCACUGAGUGACCUCAUGAUGCUUCCAAAGGAUAUGCUUUUAAGUAGCACCAUCAGAAAAGAGGUGUGUCCUACUUUUGGUGCACCAUUGAUAAAGAGGAUACUUGAUACUUUCGUCCCGGAUGAGUUUUGCCCAGACCCUAUUCCUCUAGUCGUGCUUGAAGCACUAGAUUCAGAGGAUUCAUUGGAGGGUGGGGAAGAUUGUGUGAUGAGUCUCCCCUGUGCAGCGGGGUCAGUUGUAUAUCAGGCGCCUUCUUCAAUACGUUGCAUACUGGGAGACGGUGGAAGUCAGUUGACACGCGGUGGAUCGAUCUUGAGAAAGUCAAACACGAGCGAUGAUGAACUUGAUGAUUUGAGUUCACCUUUGACUGCUAUCAUCGAUACCAGUUGUAGGAGGAACCCAACAAAGACCAGUUCGAGAUUGAAGGAUGGUGGUAUUAGGUAUCAACUCCUUAAAGAGGUAUGGAUGAAUAAUGAAUAGAGUGAGGUUCAUGGGAUGAGAUAUUCUGAAAAUACUGCAACUAAAAGGUAUAACCACCCUGAGAUGUAAAUACUAAACAGGCAGAUUAUAUUUCGUUAUCUGGAUUUUCUUCUAGUAAUGGCUUUUUGUUGGCCUUCUUGUGAUUCAUACGUAUGUAAUUACGUGAAUUUAGAAAUUUUUUAUGUAAAACGAGCAGAAACGUUUGCAUUAAUACCCUUGUGAUGUUUGUGUUA